UUCGAAUCGUGAAGGUGCAAAAAUUAAAAUGAAAACAGCACAAACAUCUCACAUAUUCGACGUGGUGGAUUACCUAAAAGGUUUAUUAACUAUUAUGGGGACAUGGCCUCAACGCAAUCCUUCUUGGUCUUACCGAAUGAAAAGAACCAUCAGUUGGAGUCUGGACAUAUCCAUACUAUGUUGCUUAGUUGCUGAAAUCUACAAAAACUAUCUACAUAGUGAAUUCAAAGAGUUAACAGAACUGUUAAGCAUCAUGACAUCAUUUGUCUCAUGGUCGAUUAAACGAACCAUAUUCGAGUUUAAAAACAACCGGCUCGUGGGUCUCUUUGAAAAGCUCGAAGAUCCGGUCCUGCAUGACUUUCCUAAAAGCUGCGACGCUUACGUACACAGACAGAAUAGAUUCACGAUGAUAAUGGCAAAAACAUUUCAGUUCUUAGCCGCUAACAUGGUGACAUCGUCGUCCUUGAAACCGUUUAUGAACGCAGGUUUAGCGCUGCAUUUUACAAUCUUUGACUUAGGCAACUGGUAUUACCCGUUUCAUAUUUAUGAAAUUAUUGCGAUGAUCAACGCCAGUUAUAACAACAGUACGAUGGAUUGUGUGGCCAUGUCGCUGAUGUCUAUUUGUGGCACACAAUUUGAAAUAUUAAAACAGAAAAUCAUCCACUGCAGACAAUGGGCUGGGCGUACAACUGAAGAAAUCGACAGGGGCGAAGUUAAUGUUGGUGAGGACAUGGAUCCCAACUUGGAUGUCACUAUAAAAGAAUAUUUAAAUUCAUGUGUGAAACACCAUAUUAAAAUUCUUGAUAUCGUAGGAGAUGUGGAAAAUAUAUUCUGUUAUCUUUUACUAUCACAGUUUGCAACAAGUGUUUUAGCAAUUUGCAAUACCUGGUUUCAAUUUAUGUUGGAAGAUAAUUUAAUCAAAAUUUUAUUUCUGUCAUUUUAUGCACUUGCUUUGCUGAAUCAAAUUGCAUUGUAUUGUCUAUAUGGUGACCAAGUAAUGCAAAAAAGUCAAGAUCUGCGCGAUGCAUGCUACAUGUCUGAUUGGUAUAAAUCGAAUAAGAUGGUAGCCAAAAAUAUGUUAUUAAUAAUGGAGCGAGCAAAACGACCCACUGUGAUUACGGCUGGUAAAUUAUCCGUAUGCAACUUAGUCACUUAUGCAGGCUUGAUAAGAAUGUCAUAUUCUUAUUUCGCGUUGAUGAAUCGACUUUAUGGCGACAUGGGAGAAUGAUUAUAAGUAAUACAGAAGACAGAAUAUACUGAGUAGUCUGAUUUGAUUUAGUUUUAAAUUUAAUAGAAAAAAAUGCAAUUGAAAAGCACCUAGUUUAUAUAAUAUACUUUUUGCACGUUUCUGAGCGUUAUAUUAUACUAAAAGAGAUCAUUUUUACAA
Messenger RNA from Dalotia coriaria, 1387 nucleotides. RefSeq names its product odorant receptor Or2-like. NCBI's taxonomy places the organism in Eukaryota, Metazoa, Arthropoda, Insecta, Coleoptera, Staphylinidae. Gene Ontology annotation, cellular component: plasma membrane. The record is from RefSeq and is a predicted model, not a curated record. The transcript is spliced from 4 exons. Gene Ontology annotation, molecular function: odorant binding; olfactory receptor activity. Bases 29 to 1228 code for a protein of 399 amino acids. Gene Ontology annotation, biological process: detection of chemical stimulus involved in sensory perception of smell; sensory perception of smell.